GCUGCCCCGGAUUUAGUCCAGCCACAUUUUGUUUUUAUUAUUACUUAGGAUGCUGAACUCAGUCUAGUUUUGGAGAAUAGCCGAUGAUAGUCAAUUAUUAACAGGAUUGGAAUAUUGAGCAUCGGUUAUUUGAGGUAAUGUGCAAAAUUGAAAACACGUUUAUUAUUUCAUGUUUAUUGCAGCCAUGGCUCUAAAAGGACAAGAAGAUUAUAUUUAUCUUUUCAAGGACUCAGCACAUCCAGUGGAUUUUCUGGAUGCAUUCAGAACCUUUUAUUUGGAUGGAUUAUUUACUGAUAUUACCCUUCAGUGUCCUUCAGGCAUAAUCUUCCAUUGUCACCGAGCUGUUUUAGCUGCUUGCAGCAAUUAUUUUAAGGCAAUGUUCACAGCUGACAUGAAAGAAAAAUUUAAAAAUAAAAUAAAACUCUCUGGCAUCCACCAUGAUAUUCUGGAAGGCCUUGUAAAUUAUGCAUACACUUCCCAAAUUGAAAUAACUAAAAGAAAUGUUCAAAGCCUGCUUGAGGCAGCAGAUCUGCUACAGUUCCUUUCAGUAAAGAAGGCUUGUGAGCAGUUUUUGGUAAGGCACCUGGAUAUUGAUAACUGUAUUGGAAUGCACUCCUUUGCAGAAUUUCAUGUGUGUCCAGAACUAGAGAAGGAAUCUCGAAGAAUUCUAUGUUCAAGGUUUAAGGACGUAUGGCAACAAGAAGAAUUUCUGGAAAUCAGCCUUGAAAAGUUUCUUUUUAUCUUGUCUAGAAAGAAUCUCAGUGUUUGGAAAGAAGAAGCUAUCAUAGAACCAGUUAUUAAGUGGACUGCUCAUGAUGUAGAAAAUCGAAUUGAAUGCCUAUAUAAUCUACUAAGCUAUAUCAACAUAGAUAUAGAUCCAGUGUAUUUAAAGACAGCGUUAGGCCUUCAUAGAAGCUGCCUACUGACCGAAAAUAAGAUACGUUCUCUAAUAUACAAUGCUUUGAAUCCCAUGCAUAAAGAGAUUUCUCAGAGGUCCACAGCCACAAUGUAUAUCAUUGGAGGCUAUUAUUGGCAUCCUUUAUCAGAGGUUCACAUAUGGGACCCUUUGACAAAUGUCUGGAUUCAGGGAGCAGAAAUACCAGAUUAUACCAGGGAGAGCUAUGGUGUUACAUGUUUAGGACCCAACAUUUAUGUAACUGGGGGCUAUAGGACGGAUAACAUAGAAGCUCUGGACACAGUGUGGAUCUAUAACAGUGAAAAUGAUGAAUGGACAGAAGGUUUGCCAAUGCUCAAUGCCAGGUAUUACCACUGUGCAGUCACCUUGGGUGGCUGUGUCUAUGCUUUAGGUGGUUACAGAAAAGGGGCUCCGGCAGAAGAAGCUGAGUUCUAUGAUCCGUUGAAAGAGAAAUGGAUUCCUAUUGCAAACAUGAUUAAAGGUGUGGGAAAUGCUACUGCCUGUGUCUUACAUGAUGUUAUCUACGUCAUUGGUGGCCACUGUGGCUACAGAGGAAGCUGCACCUAUGACAAGGUACAGAGCUACAACUCCGAUAUCAAUGAAUGGAGCCUCAUCACCUCCAGUCCACAUCCAGAAUAUGGAUUGUGCUCAGUUCCAUUUGAAAAUAAGCUCUAUCUAGUCGGUGGACAAACUACAAUCACGGAAUGCUAUGACCCUGAGCAGAAUGAAUGGAGAGAGAUAGCUCCCAUGAUGGAGAGGAGGAUGGAAUGCGGUGCCGUCAUCAUGAAUGGAUGUAUUUAUGUCACUGGAGGAUACUCCUACUCAAAGGGAACAUAUCUUCAGAGCAUUGAGAAAUAUGAUCCAGAUCUUAAUAAGUGGGAAAUAGUGGGUAAUCUUCCCAGUGCCAUGCGGUCUCAUGGGUGUGUUUGUGUGUAUAAUGUCUGAUUGAAUUUGUGGAAAUGACCAGGUAAUCACUGUUUUGGAGUACAGCAAAACCACAACAACAGCAACAGAAACUCAGUUUGGAGUUUCUUACUUGUUCAUGUGUCUGGCACAUAAUAGGGGAUUAGUCCAUUUUAAUUCCUAACCCCAUUCUACUCCCAAACCCAGUGAUUAAUGGUCAAGAAGAGUCUUAGGUAUAUGUGUACACAGUUGAAUCAGUGGGGGUCACUUCUGUCAUCUCUGCUUUUCAAAGGUAAUAUGGAAUAUUUGACGCUUGGUAAAAGGUGAAAUCCUUUGUUGUGCAUCUUUUCUUCCUGGUAGCAUCAACACUGGGGAUAGGUCAGAAUCGUUCUAUGGAAUGAAAUGUCUCUGAAGAGUCUAUAAUGUAUUAGAUACUAUAUAUUAAGGUUCUGUUUAGCUAACAGGAAUUUGAAAUGUAAAGAGAGAAUCUUCUCUACCUCUACAAAAUCAACACAUAAAAUUUUUUUCACCUUUAGAAUUAUUUAGAAUAUGGGCUUACUUUAAGUCUAGUUUUUUUUUCCAUUUGUAGUGUUGAUAAUUUAUUGUUACUUUUCUUUAUUUACUGACUACCAGAGAUAUACAAAAUACUGUGCGGAAGAUUAUUACUGUUUAAAGAGUUUACAAACUAAAUCUAAAAGAAUGGCAACUCUGAAAAAUUGCAGAGAAAAUAGUCAAAUGUCUGCUGAUACUGAGGGCUAUUUUUAAUUUUCAGCUUUGAUGUAAAGUGCUAGCUUAGGUGACUUUAGUUUAAGCAUGUUAGGAAAUCCUCUUUAUUCUUAAGUAUAGAUACAUGUCUGCAUAUGAAAUUGAAUUUUAGGGCCAGAAAGCAUGUAGAGCAAUUGUGAUAUAGUAGAAAAUACAUUGGCACGAAGAUGUUUACUUUCAUUUCCCAGCUCUGCCACUAGCUAGAUUUUGUGACUUGUGUUGAGUCACUUACAUUCUCCUUGAUUAGAACUUCCUGACCCAUGCGCACUGGCAUUGCAGUUUACAGAUGUGCCUAAAUUCAGAGCCUCUGGGCCAGAAUCACCUUUUUCCCUUUUCCUCAGUGUGCAUGCAGUGUUGCUUUCCACGUGUGCCAUUGCUUGAGAAAAGUUGGGAUGCCUUGCUUAUGUUAACUCCUUGAGUUAUCUGUGAAAUCAUCUAUUCCACCCUCUUCAUUUUUUAAAAAAGAGACAGUAAUUAUUUUUAACCUUAAAUACUAAAGUUUAAAACUACCUACACUUUUGAUUUUAAAAAAUUUUUUUUAGAAGGAGAGUUUAAUGCAUUUAUUUCAGAUGGAAUUUUAAAUAGAUCCAACCUUUUGGGAAUGCAAUAUGGUACUACAUAACAAGGACCACAAAAAUAACCAUAUCCCUUGCCCCAUUUUAACCUUAAAAAUAAUUCAAAAAAUGAUAAAUGCAUGAAGAUGUAUUAGAUUUUUUGUAUUUGUAAUGGCAAAAAAUUGGAAAAAAAUCCAUAUCAGAGAAGAAAGUGUACUAAUCAGAAGAGUGAAGUAUUACACUGCCGUUAAAAAAAUUAUUUGGAAGAAUGUGUAGAAACAUGGACAUGUCGAUGAUAUGGUAAGUAAAGUGAGCACAGUACAAAACUGUGUGUGCACUAUGAUCGUGACUUUGGAAAGUCUUUAUGCAUGUGGAAGGUAAUAUGCAAAACAAGUUAUUGUAUUAGUGUAAGGGGAUAUGGAAUGACUUAUUUAUUUAAAUUUUUCUUUAAUAGUACUUUGUAUUUUCAAUAAAAAUAAAUAAAUGACUGUGUA
Carlito syrichta (Philippine tarsier) is the source of this 3632-nucleotide messenger RNA. RefSeq names its product kelch like family member 23 (gene KLHL23). Gene Ontology annotation, molecular function: protein binding. Lineage: Eukaryota; Metazoa; Chordata; Mammalia; Primates; Tarsiidae. The record is from RefSeq and is a predicted model, not a curated record. The transcript is spliced from 3 exons. Bases 170 to 1861 code for a protein of 563 amino acids.